Molecule: messenger RNA, 333 nt
Organism: Suillus bovinus
Lineage: Eukaryota; Fungi; Basidiomycota; Agaricomycetes; Boletales; Suillaceae
Exons: 3
Coding region: 1-333 (110 amino acids)
Source: RefSeq, a predicted model, not a curated record
AUGCCUAACCAGAACAAGCCAACCCAUACGUAUUUCUCGCCUCUUGAGGAGAUCACUCCACAUAUUCUUAGGUACUGGAAAGCUCGUCAAACUGACAAGAAGAUUGUAGAGAACUUGCGGAACCACUAUGAUACAUCUCGCUAUGGACUAGGGAUCACGAAGUUCAAAGAGAUACACAAUGAAAUGGGUCUUUUGCGUACCCGCAAGCAGAACCACUCAAUUGAUUCCAUCCGUGAAGCCAUGAUUGAGCUCCGCCAGGCAUACCCAAAUGCCAGUGUGCGGGAAAUGGUCAUUUUGCUAUUUCACGAAAAGGAAAUGAACGUGUCGAGGUAA